Messenger RNA from Miniopterus natalensis, 2383 nucleotides. It is a transcript of the gene AMT, whose product is annotated as aminomethyltransferase. Gene Ontology annotation, cellular component: glycine cleavage complex; mitochondrion. Gene Ontology annotation, molecular function: protein binding; aminomethyltransferase activity. Gene Ontology annotation, biological process: glycine catabolic process. NCBI's taxonomy places the organism in Eukaryota, Metazoa, Chordata, Mammalia, Chiroptera, Miniopteridae. The record is from RefSeq and is a predicted model, not a curated record.
CCUUCAUCUUUCUGCCUCCUCCCUUUUGACCUUACUCUCCUGAAGACCUGAAUGUGCGACUCUAGCCUCUCAGCCCUUUGCUUGAACUUUGACCCCUGGAGGCAGGGCCGUCACCGGGGGAGGUCUAGCCCCAGGCUCUGAUUCUGAGCAGCUUAACUGGUUGAGAUCUUCCCACCCUCCCUUGGCAAGUGGAAGCGCCUGGGGCUGUCUUUCUGCUGCUGGGACUCACUGCAUACCCGGAGCUGAAGCCCCGCCUGCCCGCCAGCCCGCCUGCCCGCCUGCCCUCGGGGCUGCCCGCCCCUCUUCUGAUCCCCUUUGUGGGAGUGAGACUUGACAGAUCAGGGUCCAGACUACAUCUCCCAGCGUGCCUGACAGAGUGGUGGCCUCUGUGCGUCGGCUGCAUCGGUCACAGGCCACAAUGCAGCGGGCAGUGAGCGUGGUGGCCCGUCUGGGCUUGCGUGGGCAGGUGCUCCCCUCAGUCCCCGGCCGUCCGAUCAGUGGCUCACAGGACGCGCUCCGCAGGACACCACUCUAUGACUUCCACUUGGCCCACGGCGGAAAGAUGGUAGCGUUCGCAGGCUGGAGUUUGCCCGUGCAGUACCGGGACAGCCACAUUGACUCGCACCUCCACACACGCCAGCACUGCUCGCUCUUUGAUGUGUCCCACAUGCUACAGACCAAGAUAUACGGCCGUGACCGGGUGAAGCUGAUGGAGAGUCUAGUGGUUGGAGAUAUUGCAGAGCUGAGGCCUAACCAGGGGACACUGUCACUGUUUACCAAUGAAGCUGGUGGCAUCUUAGAUGACUUGAUUGUGACCAACACCUCUGAGGGAUACCUGUAUGUGGUGUCCAAUGCUGGCUGCUGGGACAAGGACUUGGCCCUCAUGCAGGACAAGAUCAGGGAGCUUCAGAACACGGGCAGUGAUGUGGGCCUGGAGGUGGUGGAUAAUGCCCUGCUAGCCCUGCAAGGUCCCACUGCGGCCCAGGUGCUACAGGCCGGUGUGACAGAUGAUCUGAGGAAACUGCCUUUCAUGACCAGUGCUGUGAUGGAGGUAUUUGGCGUGUCCAGCUGCCGCGUGACCCGUUGUGGCUACACGGGAGAGGAUGGUGUGGAGAUCUCAGUGCCAGUAGCGGGGGCUGUCUGCCUAGCAAGAGCUCUGCUGGAAAACCCAGAGGUGAAGCUGGCAGGGCUGGCAGCCCGGGACAGCCUGCGCCUGGAGGCAGGCCUCUGCCUGUAUGGGAACGACAUCAAUGAACACACCACACCUGUGGAAGGGGGCCUCAGCUGGACUUUGGGAAAGCGCCGCCGAGCUACCAUGGACUUUCCCGGAGCUGCAGUUAUUGCUCCCCAGCUGAAGGGCAAGGUGCAGCGGAGGCGUGUGGGGUUAAUGUGUGAAGGAGCUCCUAUGCGGGCACACAGCCCCAUCCUGAGUAUGGAGGGCACCGUGAUUGGUACUGUGACCAGUGGCUGCCCUUCCCCCUGCCUGAAGAAGAAUGUGGCGAUGGGCUAUGUACCCUCUGAGUAUAGUCGGCUAGGUACCCCACUCCUGGUAGAGGUGCGGCGGAAGCAGCAGAUGGCUGUGGUCAGCAAGAUGCCCUUUGUGCCCACAAACUAUUAUACCCUCAAGUGAGGUGGCUUGGGCUGGGCCCUCUGCUGGAGGGCAUUCUACAAGGGGUUAGUCAGGAAGCUGAGGCAGAACACACUGGGGGGUAGGUGGCGAGGGUGUAGGCUGGCUCUGGUUGUCUGGUUGGGGGGGGACAUACCACCUACACCCCCUCCUCCUGUGCCAUUUCAAUUUCAAGACCAAUUACUCAGUGAUAGACCAGUUCACCCAAUGUCUUUCUCAGCCCAUACCCCACAGACCCCCCCCCUUGCCUGUGGAGGGCUAUGAGAAGCCUCAAUCCUGGCAUCUCCACUCUGCCAGGUGCUGGCUGUGCCACAAAGCUCACCUUUAGCAGGGUAAGGCCUGCCCGACCUACCUCACCAUGGUUUCUCACACUGCAGAGGGUCAUUACCUUGGGCAGUGCCAGCCACCUCCUCUAGUUUACUUCCAUGAAUGCAGACUGCUGCCUCUCCCUGGGCAGGAGUAAUUCCUGGCUCACAGAGGCUUAGCCCAGUAGGGCUGCUGUGCCUGUGUGUAAACUCGGGGAUGGUUGAGGGGGCAUGGACUUACUCUCCUACAUUCCCAAGUUGGCCCAGCCUGCUGCCCAGCAGCAAACCAUGCCAGGCUCACCACCUGUUCUGAGCCCCAGGGCUGUUGUAGGGCAGGCUGGGCCUCCUCCUGAACUUGCCUUACCCUGGGCUGGCCUUUGCCCUGCGGCCCAUUACUGGACUCCACUGACUGUUAAAAAAAAACAUUAAACGAGCUUUCUUUCUUGCCAGA